Messenger RNA from Morus notabilis, 2833 nucleotides. RefSeq names its product probable potassium transporter 17. The transcript has 9 exons. NCBI's taxonomy places the organism in Eukaryota, Viridiplantae, Streptophyta, Magnoliopsida, Rosales, Moraceae. Gene Ontology annotation, biological process: potassium ion transmembrane transport. The record is from RefSeq and is a predicted model, not a curated record. Bases 243 to 2408 code for a protein of 721 amino acids. Gene Ontology annotation, cellular component: membrane. Gene Ontology annotation, molecular function: potassium ion transmembrane transporter activity.
CAACCAAACACUAAACAAACGAGGAAAACACAAAGAUUGUGCUAAGAGUCAUCGUUAUUACAAACCUAAACCAAACUGAACGAGAAAAAAGAAAAGAACAACAAUAAAAUAAUGACAAAACUCCAAGACAGUCAACAACGACCCAAACAAUAGAAGAAGAAGAAGACCAAGAAAAAACGGCAGAAGAAGAAGAAGAAAAAACGGCAACGGCACAGAAUCUGGAGAGGAGCAUACUCUAACUAAUGACAGGAAAUAGAGAGGUCGUGGGAGUCCAACCAAUGGACCCUGAACUCUUGUCGGAGGUCGUCGUCGAUUCUUCUUCCGCCCUUCGUACUGAUAAUGGCUCCAUUCACAACACUCAAUUCAACAACCAGGAAAAAAGUCGACGGGGUGAUUUGCUGCUCGCUUACAAGACACUGGGAGUGGUGUUUGGGGGACUAGUAACGUCCCCAUUGUAUGUGUACCCUUCAAUGCCGUUGAAAUCUCCAACAGAAGAUGACUAUUUGGGUAUUUAUAGCAUUAUGUUUUGGACUCUUACUCUCACCGGGGUUGUCAAGUAUGCCUGCAUAGCUCUCAAUGCAGACGAUCAGGGCGAAGGAGGAACCUUUGCCUUGUAUUCACUACUUUGUAGGAACAUGAAUAUUGGAAUCAUUUCUCGAAAACAGUCAAGUUCUAUAGUGCCGAAUGGCAGAAGAAAGCAAAGUGCACUUGGGAAGUUUUUUGAGAAAAGUAUAAUUGCUAAAAGGGUGUUGCUUUUCAUUGCUAUCUUAGGCAUGUGCAUGCUAAUUGGGGAUGGCAUACUCACACCUGCAAUUUCAGUUCUGUCAGCAAUGGAUGGAAUUAGAGGACCCUUCCCUUCUGUCAGUAAAUCUCUGGUGGAAGGACUUUCUGCGGUGGUACUUCUUGUUCUAUUUCUGUUGCAAAAGUUUGGUACAUCUCGAGUGAGUUUCCUCUUUUCGCCAAUUAUGGGUGCAUGGACCUUUUGUACCCCCAUUGUAGGGAUAUAUAGCAUCAUCCGUUAUUAUCCAAGCAUAUUCAAGGCCAUCUCGCCACACUACAUCUUCCACUUCUUUUGGAAAAAUGGGAAGGAAGGCUGGUUGUUGCUUGGAGGCACUGUCCUUUGUAUCACAGGUUCUGAAGCCUUGUUUGCUGAUUUGGGCCAUUUCAAUCGUAGAUCUAUUCAGAUUGCAUUUUUGUUCACAAUUUACCCAUCUCUGGUUCUGACAUAUGCUGGACAAACAGCAUACUUAAUCAAUAAUCCAAAUGACCAUGAUGAUGGGUUCUACAAGUUCAUACCAACAAAGAUAUAUUGGCCUAUCUUUAUCAUUUCAACGUUGGCUGCAAUAGUUGCAAGUCAGUCACUGAUUUCAGCCACCUUUUCUGUGAUCAAGCAAUCUGUUGUGCUCGAUUAUUUUCCUCGGGUGAAAGUUGUGCACACAUCACCUAACAAAGAAGGCGAGGUUUACUCCCCUGAAGUCAACUACAUCCUCAUGAUUCUCUGUGUUGCUGUCAUACUUAUAUUUGGAGAUGGAAAAGAUAUCGGCAAUGCUUUUGGUGUGGUUGUCAUUCUAGUCAUGCUCAUCACCACCAUAUUAUUGACAUUGGUUAUGAUAAUCAUAUGGAGGACACCGUUUUAUCUUGCUGGUCUCUACUUCACUGUGUUUUUUGUAAUGGAAGGAGUUUAUGUGAGUGCGGUUUUCACUAAAAUUCCUCAAGGUGGUUGGAUUCCUUUUGCCAUAUCUCUUAUCCUAGCCUGCAUCAUGUUUGGUUGGUUUUACGGAAGACAACGAAAGAUCGAAUAUGAGUUAACAUAUAAAAUAACCUUAGACAGACUUGGACAGCUACUAUCAGAUCCCAGUGUUCAACGGGUUCCCGGAUUGUGCUUCUUCUACACCAACAUUCAAGAUGGCCUUACUCCUAUUCUUGGGCAUUACAUAAAAAACAUGAAAUCCCUUCACAAGGUUACUAUCUUUACAACUCUUCAAUAUUUAUUGGUUCCCAAGGUAGCUCCACACGAGAGAAUCGUCAUCAACAAACUCGGCAUCAGACGGGUUUAUGGCUGUGUGAUUCAGUAUGGCUAUGCGGAUCGCUUGAACAACGAAGGGGAUGAUAUUGUUAGGCAAGUUAUAGAAAGCUUGCAAGAACACAUCCAGGACUACUCGGGUUGUAUACCUUCUAACCCUUCAGAAAUCCAAGAACAAAUUUCUGAUCUACAAGAAGCAAGGGAAGUUGGUGUUGUUCAUGUUCGGGGAAAGACGAGAUUCCACAUUGGCAAAAGCUGCGGCUGGUUUGACAGAAUCAUGCUUGCGUUCUAUGAAGUUUUGCAUAGUAAUUGUAGGCCUGCCCUUCCUGCUUUGGGCGUGCCAUUGACUCAGCGUAUCGAGGUUGGAAUGCUUUACGAGGCUUAGAAGAAUAAUUUUUUGAGCUGUCCUAUGAUCCUUCCAGCAUGCUUUUAAUAUACAGGUAAAAGAUUUACAGGGAAAACAUUAUAAUACCGACUCCGGUCCUGCUAUGAGGCUUCAUGUUCUGGAGCUCUGCAAGUAUUUUUCUAUAAUUCCUUACAAUAGUAUCUUGCUCGUGAAGUGGUUUUUUUUUUUUUUUUUUCAAAUGAAGAAAAGAAAUCUAAGAACAUGAUCGCCAAUUACCUAUGACUAAUAACCAGUGGGAAUGACAUUUAAAAUUUGUGUGACAAACACAACAUUACGUGCUUUCUCAUGCUUGGACUUAAGAAAAGGUAUAUUAAAUGCUUAAGCUCUCGCUUUGUAUCAGUUUUAACUGAUUCCUUAGAUAAAUUCCUUUUCAUGUAUCUCGUGAGGUUUUCAAAAUUGCUAAA